Molecule: messenger RNA, 1700 nt
Organism: Seriola aureovittata
Lineage: Eukaryota; Metazoa; Chordata; Actinopteri; Carangiformes; Carangidae
Product: complement C1q-like protein 2
Exons: 3
Coding region: 794-1468 (224 amino acids)
Molecular function (GO): protein binding
Source: RefSeq, a predicted model, not a curated record
UGCUUACUCCUUGUUAUGUCUGGCCAAAGGUGUGGGAAAAAAAGCAUGUGCUUUCAGGACCAGUUGUAUAAAGGGAAGUACCACUGACCUCAGUCAAUACUUCCUUCCUAACCAGGUCCCUGUUAAAACUGAAAUGAUGUGGCUAUAUGCAGCCUAUAUUCAAAAACUUCAUUUAAACUACAUUUAGUCCAGUUUUAAAAUGUUCUUUUCAGCUGCAUUACAAUCACCCUCAAAAGAUGUUGAAAAAUCAUUAGACCUAUUUAUUGAUCAAUGUCUUGUGUGUUUAGAGGUUAACACAGUUUUCUUUAUUUUUAUUUACAGCAUUUAAUGUACGUCAUGGUCUGUUACAUGUUGAGAAACCUCUAAAAGGAAAUGGGAUGAUUUUGCUUGUGCUUGACCAUUUUAGCAGCACAGAAUACAAACUACAAGUACAAAAUCAAUUGCCUUUGCCACAAAGUUGCUUCUGGUUUGCUUUUCUGCUUCCCCAUAAGAAGCAGAAAAAAUUUACUGGAGGAGCAAAAGUGCUCCUCAUGUCUGGAAUCCUGGUAAAUGUGCCUGAAAAUACGAAUUAAGUCCGGCCCAGUGGUGUUGUUGCAGAAAUUUCUCAAACACACUCUGGUUCGUUGUUUGGAAAUAUGUGUGUUUUUCCACCAACUAAGACAUCAAUAAAGAGGGAGGAGCAAGGUUAUUUCCCUAAACUGGAAUUCCUGGUUUACAGAAGGUCAGAUAGAGUAUAAAAGGGGAGUGAGAGCAGAGAAAGAUUGUACAGAGACUGAGAUUCACAACCACGAGGAUGAAGAAGAUUGUAGUCCUGUUUGUUGCGCUCACCUGCAGUCUAUGUGACGUUCAGGUUAAUGAAAACAAUGAUAAAGUCCAUCAGUGCGGAGGAUCAUCCAGCUGCUGUAAAAUCUAUUCCCUCACUUCCAUAACCCACCUGGGAGCAGUGGAAGAGAAAAUCACAAACAUGGCAGAAAAAAUAACACUCCUGGAGGCCAAGUUGCAAAACACUGAAAAAGAAGUCGUGGAGCUGCGGAGCCUUACUGGAGGCACACCUCAGGUGGCCUUUUCUGUAGCUCUCAGGGAUUCUGGCUCUGGAGACAUUGGACCUUUCAAUACUGCUAUCGCUCUGCAGUACAAGAGGGUCUUCUCAAACACUGGCAGUUGCUACAAUCCUUCAACAGGCAUUUUCACAGCAAUGGUCAAAGGAAUGUACUUCUUUCGAUUCUCAAUGUUCAACAACUUAAGUCCUGUUCCCAACUCUGUUGUAAGCCUCAUGAAGAACGGUCAGCGGCUGGUCUCUGUCUGGGACACCUCAGGUUCUGACAUCAACGACAUGGGCAGCAAUGCUGUGGUCAUCCCCCUCGAGCUGGGAGAUAACGUGUAUGUAGAGCUCCAGGCAAACAGGAUUGUCUAUGAUGAUAGCAUGAACUACAACACCUUCAGUGGUUUUCUACUCUUCACUGUGUAAUUUAAACAACGUGAUUUCAGGUCUGCAUGGCUCUUCAUGGUUUUACUGUAGAGGAAAUAUCUCAGUGUUCAUACUGCUGAGUGGUAGGUUGGAAAGUGGAAUCUGUGACACCAUCUGCUUUGUAUGUAUUUAGCUGAACAAACAGCAAAUUUGGAGAGGUUCAUUUUUGAGAUGGGUUACUGUAUUAGUUACGUCUGGGUAUCAAAUAAAUAUCAAGCUUGAAUCUUCUUAA